AUGAAGGGUGGAUCCAGGCCACCGCGUAAAGUGAUUGAAGACUACCACUUAGGUUUGGCGGUCGUUCAGUCGCAGCACGUUCAGACGGAUAUGUCGGGUUGCUGCUUCUCAUGUGCGCAUUGCUGUUCAGUGCUCCAGAAACUUCUUCACUGCUGCUGCCCGCAGCAGCACUCGGACACUAAUUCAGCGGAGGUAAACCUGUUGUCGAAAAGCAGCAAUCAGGUCAACGUUCCGGCAGUCAUCCAGGGGCAUUUGUUUCUCCCGGCAUUUUCGAGCCUUCUUCUGUCUUCAAAUCAAAAACAAAGGGCCACCUUCCGCAGUCAUCCUACAUGCGUUGCAUCUUUAAAGAGCGAAGAAUUCACUGUUGUGCCUAAUUUUUAUGUUCAAUGUUGCACGAUACCGAAAAAUACCGAAAUUACUGCUCCUCCGAGCCCAGAUACCGAACACAUGUUCUGCGAUGAUCAGGCAGGAAAGUUGGUCGACUCUUCGACGAACCACUGCUGGGAACCACUUGGUGUCUGCGAAAAGCGUACGGUAUUCGUUGAUGUAAGUCUGUAUUUCAUACCUUAUGAUGUACAGGUGCUUUCAUUGAAUCACUUUUAUCAUUGUUCAAGUUGUCCCCGUAAGGAAAUAGGUCUCUUGUACUUUGUUUUUUGAUU
Messenger RNA from Soboliphyme baturini, 659 nucleotides. The record is from the annotation of a GenBank genome assembly. Lineage: Eukaryota; Metazoa; Nematoda; Enoplea; Dioctophymatida; Soboliphymatidae.